This is a messenger RNA of Schizosaccharomyces octosporus yFS286, 1906 nucleotides long. Its product is annotated as tRNA pseudouridine synthase Pus2. Bases 243 to 1589 code for a protein of 448 amino acids. The transcript is spliced from 2 exons. Gene Ontology annotation, molecular function: pseudouridine synthase activity; RNA binding. The record is from RefSeq and is a predicted model, not a curated record. Gene Ontology annotation, cellular component: nucleus. Lineage: Eukaryota; Fungi; Ascomycota; Schizosaccharomycetes; Schizosaccharomycetales; Schizosaccharomycetaceae. Gene Ontology annotation, biological process: mRNA pseudouridine synthesis; tRNA pseudouridine synthesis.
AAUAUAGUCAAAAUAAACCAUUGUAUUAAUAUUAUUUUACCUUUUUUUUAUGCUUUGUUAUUAGUAUCCACAGGAGCUGCCUGAGUAAAAAUGAAACGUACUAGCUAAGACCUACUCCUUUCAUCCGAGCUAUUAGUACUACCUGAUAUACACUUGGUUUAAAGGCUUCCCUGUGCUACAAAAUUACAUACAGAAUUUUAUUUCGUUAGUGAUUUCUGAAUAAAGGGCUUAACGUUGGUGGUAUGGCUGAAAAAAGAAAAGUUGAGGAUGAAUUGAUUCCUUCUAGUAAUGAACAUGUUAAGAAGGUUGCUACUGUAACAAGUGUCAGUGAGGACGCUAUUCGAGAGAGGAUCGUGAUAUUACUUGGGUAUUCAGGAUUAGGUUACCAUGGAGUUCAAAUAAAUGAGCCCUUGAAGACGAUUGAAGGGGACAUUGUACAUGCUUUACAGGAUUUGGGAUAUCUCAAAAAAGAGAAAAUAGACGAAAACAAACUUGUGAUUGCCAGGUCUGCAAGGACGGACAAAGGAGUCCAUACACUUGGAAACCUUGUUUCUAUCAACGUGUUUAUACAAGAUUCAGUAAAUCCAUCAGUGCUGCGUGAACAGCUGAAUGAAAAAUUAAACAGACAAAUACGCAUAUGGGAUGUAUUCAAGGUACAUAAGUAUUUUAAUCCAAGAAUUUCUUGCGAGUCCCGAACAUAUGAAUAUAUGAUACCGUCGUUUGCAUUGAUUCCACCAAAGGAAUCGACGCCUUUUUUUAAAAAAUCACAAAAAAAUUUAAAUAGGGAGCCGGAAAAUGAAUUGGAAAGUCUAUUGUUGUCUUCUACUGCCAAAGCUAGAAGUUUUUGGGAACAAGUAGAAAAUAAACGAGAGGAGCUUAAGAAAGAGUUCGAAAAGGAUCCUGAAACAUUUACCAAUCCAUUUACUGGAAUUUUUCCAGAAAAGCCUAUCCCUGCUCACAUAAAAAUCCCAAAUGAAGCUAAACUAAAAAAAGCUCAAAAACUGGCCGACCAUUACUAUUGCAUGCACUACCGAAUCUCUGAAGACCGCCUUCAAAUACUUCAACAAAUCCUUCAAUUAUAUUUAGGCAGACACAAUUUUCAUAACUUUACAGUCACUCAGGACCCGAAGGCAUCUAGCAACUAUCGGAUUAUUGAAUCAAUUGAAUGUGGUAAACCAUUCGUCUAUGAGCAGUGGGAGUGGAUUCCUGUAACGAUUCGCGGAAAUUCUUUUAUGUUAAAUCAAAUACGUAAAAUGAUGGCUCAUGCUCUUAUGGUGAUACGAAGUUGCGCAAGGUCGAAUGUCCUUACAAAGUCUCUUUCACCGGACGUAUCUAUGAACAUUAGCAAGAGUCCUGGGCAUGUGUUACUUUUGAAGGAUAUAAACUAUUCCUCUUACAACAAGUCGCUACAGAAUGAGAAUCAUUUCCAAAUAGAUCUUGUAAAAUAUAGAGACCAAAUGGAAAAACUUAAGGAAGAAGUCAUAUACCCAGAUAUCAUCCACUUGGAAAAGAAAGAAAAAAUGUUUUUUAGUUUUUUGGCGUAUGCUGAUCAGCAUACAAAAGGUCAGUUUGAUUAUUUGUUUCAGUAAUUGCCUCUUUCAGACCAUUUUUAUUUUUGUUUUAUUUUUAUUUUUGAUAAAGGAUAUUCCAUUUUCUUUCUGUUUGACGCACCAAAGAAGAAAUUGCAAAAAAUCUUUUUUUUUGUUUGUUUAUUUACAUCUAUUAUCAUUUUAUACAUACCCUACCCUAAAUCCUUAUAUGAUUUUUACUACAUAUAGGCUCAACGCUCUUCCUGCUUUUACCAACUACCCAGUGUAAAUACUGAGCAGAUAUUUUAUAUACAAUAAGUAUUUCUGUUUAACCGCAUUUAGAAGAAAAAGUAUGAAAUAGGAAGUUAAAACAUGUU